UCACAAAAUAUAUGGACUUCGAUCGGCUUGUGUUUAGCUAAUGUAUAUAUGUAUUUUGUAACUUCAUAUAAUUUUUAAGUUGCAAAAUUACUCGUAACAAGCAUGAGCCAGGCCAGUAAUAUUAUGCGUCUUGUUUUAUUACAGUUAAAGGGUUCGAGAGACAAAACAGCGAAUGUGCUAAAUGCCAUUAACAAAAUUGAAGAGGCUGUCAAAAAGCAUAAGCCUCGCCUCGUAACCUUACCCGAGUGCUUUAACUGCCCUUAUGGCACAAAAUACUUUCGUGAGUAUGCGGAACAGAUCCCGGAUGGAUACACCAGCCAGCAGCUCUCGAAAAUAGCUCAGGAUAAUCAGGUCUACAUAGUGGGUGGCACAAUUCCGGAGUUGGGCGAGAACGAUGCCGUAUACAAUACUUGCACCGUAUGGGGCCCCACGGGCGACCUAUUAGGCAAGCACCGCAAAAUGCAUCUGUUUGAUAUUGACGUGAAAGGCGGCAUCCGUUUCAAGGAAUCUGAGACACUGUCCGCUGGCAACGACUUUACUAUCAUCAGCAUUGAUGGACAUAAGAUUGGGAUUGGUAUUUGCUAUGACAUUCGGUUUGAGGAGAUGGCACGGCUUUAUCGAAACAGUGGGUGUGAAAUGAUCAUAUACCCGGCCGCUUUUAAUAUGACAACAGGUCCUUUGCAUUGGGAACUUUUGCAACGUGCGCGCGCAAACGAUAAUCAGCUCUUUGUGGUAACUACAUCGCCAGCUAGAGACACUUCUGCAGAGUACGUUGCGUAUGGCCAUUCUAUGAUUGUGGACCCAUGGGCCAAAGUCGUCAAAACCGCUGGCGAAGGCGAGGAAGUUUUGGCAGCUGAUAUUGACUUUGCCUUGGUGGAACAAGUACGCCAACAAAUUCCAGUGUUCAGCCAAAGGCGUCUUGAUCUGUAUAGCACCGAAAAGAAGUCCAAGUGAUUUAUUAUCGCAUUUA
Molecule: messenger RNA, 970 nt
Organism: Drosophila novamexicana
Lineage: Eukaryota; Metazoa; Arthropoda; Insecta; Diptera; Drosophilidae
Product: omega-amidase NIT2
Exons: 2
Coding region: 103-954 (283 amino acids)
Biological process (GO): L-glutamine metabolic process; oxaloacetate metabolic process
Cellular component (GO): mitochondrion
Molecular function (GO): omega-amidase activity
Source: RefSeq, a predicted model, not a curated record